UCAUAAGGGAAAGAAAAGCCUAUAUGGCUCAAUCAUCUUUCCAGUUCUAUACCAAGGCAGGUAUCGGUGUGGUUUCAAUGUCUUUUACUCAGUUCUCACUCACAGAUAUAACAAACACUCCUUACACGUGCAAUAUUCUACAACCCAAUUAAACCCUUUGGAUCUUCAAUCCAUUCACAACAAAAUGGAAACUGUUUGUCUCCAGUGUGGCAAUAGAGGCUUACCAGAGGCAUUGGUUUUUUGCACCGAGUGUAAGGCUUAUGCGCUGCAUAGGUACUGUUUAAAGGGGCCUGUGAUUUUUACUGGUGAUGUUACAUGGUUUUGUGAGGAUUGUGCAACAAAGCUAGGAGUGCCACCUUCUCUUGACCAAUCUACACCUCUCCCAUUUGAAACAAAAGAGUCUGUAGUUUUGAAAAACAAUGCAAUCCAUGCCACGAGAAAAGUAGAACAUUGCACAGAGAGAGUGAAGAAACGCAAUAAACAGCAAAAAAAGAAUAUUAAAAAGAAGCAGAAGAAAGGAAUAGUUAAUUCUGACUUAGUUGCUAAAACAAAGGGCGUGUUAUCUGAUAGUCACAGUUUACCUGAGCUUGAACAUCCUCAAUGUACCAUCAACUGUGAAGAAGAAAGUGAGGUAAAAAAUGAGUGUGGACCACCUCCAAGGGAUGUAGCUAAUUCUGAUGUAGGUUUCAAAUCUGUUCCAGUUUCUCAAGGAGUUACCAAUAACGAUUCAGGGUGUGUAGUAUUAGAUGGUCAUGUUGAUGCACAGCCUAUUAUUGAUCCAAUCUGGAGGGGAAGUAUGUACUUCUGUGAUGAAACUAUUGGUACUGUUAGUGGACUUCUGGUCCAUUUGUCCAAUUUAGCAUGCUCCAAAGUUGUGGAGGAGACAGAACAUUUACCAGAGGUGCUUCAUUCGGAAUUGCUUCCCAGAUCUAUGGUGUGGCCUGAAAGUUUCAAGAGCGAGGGGACAACUGAUAAGAGCAUUGCGCUAUUUAUCUUUCCUGACAGUGAGGGAGCCGAAAAGGUCUUUGACGCGCUGGUUGAUGAUAUCAUUGACUUUGAACUUGCCAUAAGAGUUGUAGCUAAAAAUUCAGAGCUCUUAAUUUUUCCUUCUAUCAUGCUUCCAAUCCAUUAUUGGAGAUUUGAAGCUAAGUAUUAUUUGUGGGGUGUCUUCAGAAGAAAGCGAACUUCAGAUUAGACAAAUGAUGCUGUGUGCAGAGAUUGACAAGGCUCUUAAGUAACUUGACAUAACCAUUGUCCAUCUAACUUCUUUAAGUAAUAGUGGUAGCUAUUAUUCUAAUGCAUAGUACUCCCCUGCUUCUAGUCACUUAUACAUCAAUCAUAUAUAUACAUGCAUGAUGGGAAUUUUGAGUGAAUAGAGUGUGAUGAAAGCAAGAGUUGGGAUCGCUGGCACUGUUACCCUUUUUGUGACUUCAUUGUCCUGGUGAGAUGCUUACAUUUACAUAAAUGUUCCAAAAACCCUGUAAAACUGUGUCCACAGGGUUACCUUUUUUUUGUUUUUUUUUGUUUUGUUUUUUUUUUUCAUUUUCUCACCAAGUCUUUGAUUGUGGAAAGCAUUGUGGCGUUUGUUCAACAGCCACGGUGCUAGUUUUCUAUAAUCUUGGUCUACCUAUAAUGUUAGUUUUUUAUCAUCACGUUUUACUUAUAUUUCAGGAAGGAUUGGACGUGUAACUUACAAUUCUUUUGUUCAAUGCAUAAUACAAGAAUGUGCUUAAA
Cajanus cajan (pigeon pea) is the source of this 1734-nucleotide messenger RNA. Its product is annotated as PHD finger-containing protein 1. NCBI's taxonomy places the organism in Eukaryota, Viridiplantae, Streptophyta, Magnoliopsida, Fabales, Fabaceae. The record is from RefSeq and is a predicted model, not a curated record. Gene Ontology annotation, molecular function: histone reader activity. Gene Ontology annotation, biological process: negative regulation of transcription elongation by RNA polymerase II.